AUGAUCCGCUCGGGCAGGCGGAAAUGUGUCCAGAUCAUUGGCAUUUCAUCGGUCAUCUGCGCCUUUUUCUUUUUAAUCACCGUCAUCUGGGAGCAGUCCGACGAGAUCCGAGCCAACCAGCCCCUUGAAACGUACGUCUCGCCAGGAAAGGCCACAUUUCAAGUCGUGGUCACUGGGGCGGAUGGCGACCGGGACAGUCGCACCAAAGAAUAUAAAGCGCCUGCGGGGCAAGCCUCAAUCGCUUCCGAUAAAAAGGUGUGCAAUGUGCCAAAGCUUGAUAUCAAUGGCGCUGAGGUUCGCCAUUUCUUCCACCCAUCCGGCUCGUUGAGAUGCACCGGAAAGCCGAAAAACUGGGCUUUCAUCAACAAGGCAGGGCGAUUUUCCCUGGUUUCUUCGAGAGCCGGUGCCGAGUGUAAAAUACAACCGUUCUACCGGGUUAAUGACGACAAGCUGAGAUAUGAUGAAUGGCGCGACAUCCGCUCCGGCGACACCUUGCCUACAGAUUUCGUGAAGGCCAAGUGUACCUUGGGCAAUGAUGCUUGGGAAGGUCUAUUGAUGUCUGUUGUUAGGAAUGAAGAGGCUGUUCAGCGCGCCAAGGAACGAAGCCAACCGGAUGAUUGGUCCGGGCUUGAUGUCUACUUCGUCAGCCUCGAUUCGGUAUCCCAAAUGACCUUCCGGCGGAAAUUGCCGAAAACUGUGGCUUACUUUGAGAAGAUUCUCGGAGGUGUCGUCCUGGAUGCGUACAAUAUCGUCGGCGACGGCACCCCACAGGCCUUCAUCCCAAUCCUCACCGCACAGACUGAAGAGGAGCUGCCUUUGACGAGGCAAGGAUUUUUAAAAACUUUUCAACGCUAUUUAGGAAACGUUUCGGCAACAAGGCCAAAAGAUGCGGCGAAUAUUGGCACUUUUACGUAUCGACUAAAGGGCUUCAAAGAUCAGCCAACCGAUCAUCUGACGCGCACCUAUUUCCAGGAGCAUGAGAAGUUCUAUGGAGUGACAACUUGUGCUGGGUCGUCCCCGAUAGCCACCAGCUGGUAUCGAUACUCAGAAGAGUUUAUGAAGACCUACAAAGAUCUGCCCCGCUUUUCGCUGAUGCAUCUCUCGAUGUAUUCCCAUGAUGAUAUCAACCAGGUUGGAACGUUAGACACUCUUAUCGAGGGGCAUCUGAAGGAAAUGCAUGAGAAUGGCCUUUUCGACAGGGCUUUGAUAAUUAUGAUGGCCGAUCAUGGACAUCGUUUUGCCGAGCUCAGGGGUACACAUCAGGGUCAGCUGGAAGAGCGCCUGCCCUUCUUUUCGUUUGCCAUGCCGAAGAGUUAUCGUGAAGGAAAGAUGAAGAAGGCUUGGGAGAAUCUGGUCAAUAAUAAGGAUAUUCUCUCGACGCCUUUUGAUAUCCACGCGACGCUUAUGGACGUGUUGCACAUGCCUUCCGAGUCCGAACUAACAACAGUGCAAGACGCGUCACAACGAUCUCUCUCACUCUUCAGACCACUACCAAUUGGAAGGAGUUGCGCACAGGCUGGUGUCGACAAUCAUUGGUGCACCUGUUUGAAUUGGGAAGAUGCGACAACAACUACUAAAGAUAAAGAGCUCACCCAACAAAUGGCUGUCGCCGUCGUUGACGUGAUCAACGCGCAAACGGAACCGGAAAGGAAACUCUGCGCUCCGCUACGUUUAAAAAAUCUCAUGUACGCACGGCGAAUGGUGCCGAACGAGGCGAUGCUCAAGUACAAAGCAGUGAAGGAUGCUGACGGAUUUGUGCCCGAUCUGUCCGGAACGACAAAAGCCGAUCUUCUCUUCUAUCAGCUCAAGCUCCGCACGACACCCGGUGACGCUGAAUACGAGGUUACGCUCCGCCACGAGGUAUCUUCCGAUAAGCUCUUCGUGGAUCUACAAUCCAUCAGCCAUCCUAACGCAUUUGGCGAUCGCCCGCACUGCAUCAUCGACAAAAACUACUUCCUAGCUACUUAUUGCGUCUGCUAUGACCGUGUC
Molecule: messenger RNA, 1989 nt
Organism: Mesorhabditis spiculigera
Lineage: Eukaryota; Metazoa; Nematoda; Chromadorea; Rhabditida; Rhabditidae
Source: the annotation of a GenBank genome assembly